AUGAUUAUCAAAGAGUUCCGCAUUUUGAUGCCGCUCGAGAUGGAUGAAUAUUAUCGUGGGCAGUUAUUUGCAGUAUCAGAGACGAGCAAAAAUGAGACUGGAGGAGGAGAUGGUGUUCUGGUAUUGGAAAAUGACGGUUUUACAAGUACGACGGUGCGUCCGGGUCAUUCUAUCACCGGUAUUUACACACACAAAAUCUAUCGUACUAAGUCAAAAUCGCCAUGGGCGUUCCGUAAAAUAUUUCCUGACGCAGCAUUCGUGUUACACGAAGAAUGCUGGAAUGCAUUCCCAUAUUGUAAAACAGUUAUUAAGAAUCCCGAUUAUAUGAAGGAUGGUUUCUACAUUAAUAUUGAAUCGAUGCAUCUUCCGGAUAAAGGCCAUACCGAAAACGCAUUGGAUUUGAGCCCGGCAUUAUUAAAGAAGCGCGAGGUAAUCAUCAUUGAUAUCUACGAUGAUAGCCUGUUGAAAAAAUCGGAUAUUACACCUGAAACAGAUGUACGUGAAUUUGAGUCUAAAAAGACUGGCCGUGGAAGAUUGCCGAAGGACUGGAUUGAGACAACCAAACCGGUGAUGUGUUGUUACAAAGUAGUACAAGUACAUUUUAAAAUGUUUGGAUUCCAAACAAUGGUAGAGCACGUUCUCCAGAGACAGUAUCCGCGAAUAUUUGCAAAAUUCAAUCGGGAGUUAUACUGCUGGACCGAUCGAUGGUACGAUAUGACGAUUGAGGAUAUCAAAAAGAUGGAGAGAGAAGCGACAGAGCAAUUAAAAAAACAAAUUGCCGAACCGGAAAAACGUGGCACCGUGUGUGAUGUUGAUGAUAAAGGGACAAUUUAA
Messenger RNA from Brugia pahangi, 834 nucleotides. NCBI's taxonomy places the organism in Eukaryota, Metazoa, Nematoda, Chromadorea, Rhabditida, Onchocercidae. The record is from the annotation of a GenBank genome assembly.